AUGCCUCCCAAACGCACUGCUUCCAAGCGCAAAGCCGAGUCGACAUCCGACGACGAGAGCGAGCCUAAGAAGUCUACGAAGAAGACCAAAGUCGCUGCACCUGCUCCGGCUGUGGAAGGCAGUCUGGCGCCGAACGGUCAGCCGACGAACAAGGUCUUGCCAGUGAAUAUCACUUUUUCGCCUCGAGUGGAUGGCACUGUGCGAAUAUCCACCUGGAACAUCUGCGGCUUAGCCGCCGCGUCCAAGAAGGGCUUCAAGUAUUACAUAGAAGCAGAGGAUCCGGAUAUCAUCGUUCUCACAGAGACGAAGGUGAAUGACGAACCGGUUGACCCCGUAUUGGUAUCCCGCUUCCCACACAGGUACUGGUCAAUAUCUACACAGAAGACCUAUUCUGGCACCGCUGUGCUUUCGAAACGCGAACCUAAAAGCGUUACCAGGAUUCUUCCCGGCCACCCAGACCCCGAUUCCACGAAGGGCCGCAUUGUCACUCUCGAGUUUGAGGAUUAUUAUCUAAUAGGUACCUAUGUACCAAAUGCCGGGGAGAAGCUGAAGAACUUGGACGCAAGGGCCACCUGGAACCGCCAUUUCGAAGGCUAUAUCCGCGACCUCGACAGCAGAAAGCCGGUGAUUUGGACUGGUGAUCUGAAUGUGGCGCCCACGGAGAUUGACCUAUCAAACCCUAAGAAGAACUGGAACAAGACGCCCGGGUACACUGAAGAAGAGACGUCUUCGUUUGCACGCAUCUUGAACCCGCCUGGGGAUGCGAAGAAUGCCGGAAAGUUCGUCGAUAUGUGGCGCGCCCGUCAUCCAGACGAGCGUCACUACACGUACUUUUCGUACCGCUUCAACUGUCGUGUAAAAGGCAUCGGUUGGCGCCUUGACACUUUUGUACUGAGCGAGCGCAUUGCAGAUAAUGUCAAGAUGAUCGAGAUUCGCUCCGACAUCUAUGGUGCUUCUGACCACUGCCCGGUGACAAUGGAGUUUGUCUCCCCGACGUCGACAUGA
Molecule: messenger RNA, 1005 nt
Organism: Peniophora sp. CBMAI 1063
Lineage: Eukaryota; Fungi; Basidiomycota; Agaricomycetes; Russulales; Peniophoraceae
Source: the annotation of a GenBank genome assembly